AUGGAUCCAAACAAGCCUGACCUCGGUGGUACGACGGGCGUCCCUUGGCUGGGACGCGGAAGAGGACUGCAGCCUGAAGAGCUGGGUUUAGGACGUAGUAGAGGGCUGCUGCUCUCUGCAGCAGAGCCUGGCGUAGGACGAGCCAGAGGUUUCGCCACUCCUUGUGAUACUGCACAAGGACGAGGAGUAACUAUACCCAGUACUGAGCCUGUGCUUGGGCGUGCUAGAGGACUGCUGGUGUGGCCUGAUGAUGGAGGAGUUGGACGAGCCAGAGGACUGCUCUUCCCAGCAGCUGAACCAAAGUUAGGGGUGGCAAGAGGGGCUAUCCUGCCUAGUCUGGAGCCACAGCACGAACAGACACCUCCAUGUGAAACCAAAACUCAAGGCCUGUCAGAAGAGACCUCCGUACAAACAACAAAAGAGGUUGACCUGCCUAGCGUGGGUCAAGGAUCAGCACUGGUCUCCAUGUUUAGAGGAAUGGGCAUUGAGCCCUCAAUAACUUCAUGGGGAAGAGGAACACUACCAGUUGGAUGUGGACCAGCUGGAGAUAUGGGAGAGGUAAAGCCGCAAGGUGCCUCUGUAGGUGUCAUCAGCAGCCUAGUGAGUAUCAGCCAACCUGAAGAGGCGAUGGGCAGAGGCAGCAGUUUCCAUGGCCGAAGUUUGUUCCCACAGACAAUGGUGGGGCUUGGAAGAACAGCAAUGCCGCAUCCUGGAAGAGGAAGAGGGCGCCCUUUGCUUCCCUCUUUUCCUCCAGGUCGUGCCGAGUCAGUUUCUCCUGCCUCUGAACCUGCACCAGCCCUUUACUCUCAGCCUUCCCAUGCAGCCAUACCCCCAGUGCCCACCACUCAAGAUGUCCUGGAGUUUUCUUCUAUUGCACCAGCAAAGAAAGAGCUGAAAAUUGAGCCAGUCAGUGAGCCACCCAAUAAGACUGGAACAAAAGGAGCUCCUAUAACGAUUGCCUCAAACCACAUCCCGAUUCACUGCAAGAACGAAGCCGUUUAUCAGUACCAUGUUACAUUCACUCCAAAUGUUGAAUCAAUGGCAAUGCGUUUCGGCAUGAUGAAAGAUCAUCGCUCAACCACAGGAGAUGUUGUGGCUUUUGAUGGCUCCAUACUCUACCUGCCUGUGAAGCUGAAUGAAGUGGUUCUUCUCAAGAGUUUGAGACGGACAGAUGGUGAGGAAAUACAAAUCAAAAUCCAGAUGACAAAGAUUUUGCCACCCAACUCGGAUCUGUGCAUCCCGUUCUACAAUGUGGUUCUCAGGAGGGUAAUGAAACUCAUCGGCCUGAAGUUGGUGGGGCGAAAUCAUUACGAUCCAGAAAGUGCAGUCAUUCUUGGAAAACAUCGGCUUCAGGUGUGGCCAGGCUUUUCAGCCUGCUUCAAGCGCACAGAUGGAGGCCUGUACCUGUGUGUGGAUGUUUCUCACAAAGUCUUGCGGAAUGACUCUGUGCUGGAUGUCAUGAACAUGUUGUACCAGCAGAGCAAGGAAAACUUCCAAGACGAAUGCACCAAAGAACUGACUGGCAGCAUCGUCAUCACCCGCUACAACAACCGCACCUACCGCAUUGAUGCCAUCGAGUGGAACAAGUCACCCAAAGACACCUUCUCUUUGAUGGAUGGCACAAAAACCACCUUUCUGGAAUACUACAGCAAGAACUAUGGGAUUACAAUCAAAGAGAUGGACCAGCCUCUGCUCAUGCAUCGGCCAAAGGAGAGGUCUAAGCCAGGAGGGAAGCAAAUCAUUACUGGAGAGAUCCUUUUAGUGCCAGAGCUUUCCUUCAUGACGGGAAUCCCUGAGAAAAUGAGGAAGGACUUCAAAGCUAUGAAGGACCUGGGCAUGCACAUCAGUGUGCGCGGUGACCAGCACAUCCACUCAAUAAAGCAGCUUCUGAACAACAUCAGCACCAACCCUGAGAGUCUGAAGGAGUUCAGCCAGUGGGGACUGGAGAUCGGCUCCGAAAUUCUAGUGAUUAAAGGUAGAACUCUGCCCCUUGAAACCAUCUGCCUGCAGUCUUCAUCCUUUGCCGCCAGCUCUGCUGUAUCCUGGUCCAGAGAGAUUUCCAGGGAUGCUUCAAUCAGUUCUAUCCCCUUGAACAUCUGGGCCAUCUUCUACCCUCGCCGCUGCGCUGAGCAGGCUGAGGAACUGGUUUCCACCUUUAAAAAGGUGGCCGGGCCUAUUGGGGUCCGACUGGAGCGGCCCAUUCGUGUGGAGCUGAGGGAUGAUCGCACUGAGACUUACGUCAAGAGCAUCCACUCUCAGCUCACCAGUGAACCCAACAUGCAGCUGGUAGUGUGCAUCAUGUCCGGCAACAGAGACGAUCUCUACAGUGCCAUCAAGAAGCUCUGCUGUGUUAAAAGUCCCAUCCCAUCCCAGGCCAUUAAUGUUCGGACGAUCUCCCAGCAACAGAAGCUGAAGAGCAUUGCCCAAAAGAUACUCCUGCAGAUAAACAGCAAGCUAGGAGGAGAGCUAUGGACUGUCAACGUCCCCCUGAAACACUUGAUGGUGGUUGGAGUUGAUGUCCACCAUGACACCAGCAAGGCACAUCGAUCAGUCAUGGGCUUUGUUGCAAGUGUGAACAGCUCACUGACCCGCUGGUACUCCAGAGUAACUUUCCAGACGCCCACUGAGGAACUGAUCAAUGGCUUCAGAGUUUGCUUACUGGCUGCACUGCAGAAGUACUAUGAGGUGAACCAUAACUUGCCAGAGAAGAUUGUGGUGUAUCGGGACGGUGUGUCAGACAGCCAGCUGACGAUGGUGGAGCAGUACGAGAUCCCACAGCUGAUCAAAUGCUUCGAGACUUUCCCCAGCUAUGAGCCCAAGCUGGUCUUCAUCGUGGUCCAGAAGCACAUCAGCACCACCCUCUUCUCCUGGGCUUCAAACACCUUUGGCAUUCCUCCACCUGGGACUGUUCUGGAUCAUACCCUCACUCAGAAAGACUGGGUGGACUUCUUUCUGAUAGCACACCACAUUCACCAGGGCUGUGGACUUCCUACACGCUACAUCUCCUUGUACAACACAGCAAACCUCACACCAGACCAUUUACAGAGGCUGACUUUCAAGAUGUGCCAUUUGUACUGGAACUGGCCAGGCACCAUUCGUGUUCCAGCACCGUGUAAGUAUGCCCACAAACUGGCUUUCCUGUCUGGCCAGUACCUGCACUCAGAGCCGGCCAUCCAGCUAUCAGACAAGCUCUUCUUCCUUUGA
Molecule: messenger RNA, 3204 nt
Organism: Toxotes jaculatrix (banded archerfish)
Lineage: Eukaryota; Metazoa; Chordata; Actinopteri; Toxotidae
Gene: piwil2
Product: piwi-like RNA-mediated gene silencing 2
Exons: 23
Coding region: 1-3204 (1067 amino acids)
Biological process (GO): regulatory ncRNA-mediated gene silencing
Cellular component (GO): P granule
Molecular function (GO): protein binding; piRNA binding
Source: RefSeq, a predicted model, not a curated record